Sturnus vulgaris (Common starling) is the source of this 1248-nucleotide messenger RNA. RefSeq names its product C-X-C motif chemokine receptor 6 (gene CXCR6). Gene Ontology annotation, cellular component: membrane; external side of plasma membrane. Gene Ontology annotation, biological process: inflammatory response; cell chemotaxis; G protein-coupled receptor signaling pathway. Gene Ontology annotation, molecular function: C-C chemokine receptor activity; C-X-C chemokine receptor activity; C-C chemokine binding. The record is from RefSeq and is a predicted model, not a curated record. NCBI's taxonomy places the organism in Eukaryota, Metazoa, Chordata, Aves, Passeriformes, Sturnidae.
CUGUUAGUGCUUAGGAUUUUGUCUGUCUCCUGGAUGCAUUAGGAUUUAAUUAUUUGCUGACUAAAAAAAUCUCAAUAUGUCUCCUUCCAGGCUGCCCUUAAAAAGAAGGCAACAUGGCAACUAUAGAUACUAACUUUUAUUAUAACUCCUCCAUCACUGAUCCCUAUGAAAACAGAAAUGAGAAUUUUCAAUUAAUAAGAGUCUUCCUGCCACAUAUGUGUUUUGUUGUUUUCAUCCUUGGCCUAGCCAGAAAUGCACUGGUCUUUGUCAUACUAAGUUUCUAUAUGAAACUGAAGAUUCUGGCAGAAACUGACGUACUUCUGCUAAAUGUGGCUAUAGCUGACUGGGUUUUUCUUUGGAUGCUGCCACUCGGGGUAUACUCUGCUGCUCAGGAAUGGACUUCAGGCACUGUGGCAUGUCAUAUUACAUGGGGCUUAUACACUUCACUGUUAACUCUAAUGUCUAUCACCUCUGAUCAGCUUAUUGCUGUUACUUUUGCCACCAAAGCCCAGCGUCAAACCAAACGAAUGACACAGGACAAAUUAAUCUCUGUCUUGAUCUGGGUGAUCUCACAAGCAUUUGCUGCACCAUACUUUGUUUUUUAGGAGAUUAGUUUUGAUAAGGCAAUAUGUCAGGAAGAAUUCUCAAACUAUCACACAGAACUGGUUCUUGACGUGAUCCAAGUGACUCUUGCUUAUUUUAUUCCCAUGCUAGCCCUGAUCACCUGCUACUCACUAAUAAUUAAAAUUGUACUGUGUGCUAAAAGUCUUGAAAAGAAAAAAAUCUAAAAAAUAUUUCCUAUAGUUGUCUUGUUUAUUCUUAUACAGAUACCCUAUACUUUCUUCAGAUUCAUAAAGAUCAUACAUUGGAGCUUUAAACUGAAUAGCAGCUUUGAAUAUGCAAUUACCGUAACAAAAACUCUUGCUUAUUUUUAUGGCCGUCUUAACCCCUAUUUCUUCACGGGAAUGAAAAUCAGGAAGUACUAACACAAAAUUAUUAAAAAAUCAAGAUCUGCCAAAUGACAAGUUACAGCUCAACAGUGGCAAACCACUGAAGAGGAAGACUCUUAACCUUUUACUGCUUUAUAUAGUGCAGAUGCCACAAGCAUGUACCCACUAUAAAACUAAAAAAUCUGGCAACUAUUUUUCAGCUUCUUUUUUCUGUUUGUUUUGUUUGUAAAUACUGAUGUAGGGAGCUUGAGUGAAAGAGGAAAUACAAUACCAUGAGUAAAAACACUGUGAUCACCUU